AUGCUAAAGGAACUGGACAAUGUCACUGUGACGCCACUCUCCAUAACAUAUGAGGAAUCGUGGAGGUUGAGAGAUAUACCUGAAGACUGGGAGAAGGCUAAUGUCACCCCUAAUUACAAAAUAGGUUCCAAGGAGGAACUAGGUAAUUAUAGACCCAUUAGCCAAAUGUCAAUCCCUGGGAAAGUUAAGGAGCAAAUCUUCCUGGCAACUAUCACAAGUAAACUCAGGAAGCUCAUAGAUGAGGGGCAAGCAACUGAUGUCAGGUACCCGGACCUGAACAAGGCCUCUGACACUGUCCCACAGCAUAUCCUAGUCUCCAAGCUGGUGACACACAGGUUUGAUGGGUGGACUACUAGAUGCAUAAAGAACUGGUUUGAUGGCCACACCCAAAGAGUGGUUGUCAACGGGUCCAUGUCCAAGUGGAUGUCAGCGACAAGUGGAGUCCCUCAGAGAUCAGUCCUGGGACCAGUCUUGUUCAACACCUUUAUCGGUGAUAUGGAGAGUAGCAUUGGGAGAGUGCUGCCACAGAUCUUCAGCAGUGUGAAAGUUCUAGGAGCUGCACGUGACAAAAAAAGAAAAUGUAAUUACAAUUCACAUGAGACUAUCGAGUGCUGGUAUGAAAGGUCACAGCACAUUGUCAUUUAUUCCUCAGAACUUAAGUCUGGAAGAGAUGUUAACAAGAGUUACAAGAAGGAGACAAUCCAAGCUCUUACCUUAAAGGCCAUGGCCACGGUGGAGAGGCUUUUCUGUUUGUUGGAAGCUCACGGAGCUCGCCCGUCCGUGGAAGGGCUGGGCUGGGCCCGUGAGAACUGGAGUAACUGCCAGAGUGUGGCGGAUCGGAUUGUGGCCCUGCAGAAAGAGGCACGGGCCAAGUCGGGAAAGGGCAAAGCCUUCAUCUGUGCAGUUUUGGGUGCGUGUUUGGCUGCUUCAAUAGAUGAAAAGCAAAGCCAAAACGGACGAGAGAAUAAAAUCAUUUCCUCCUUGCAGGAGCUGGUAGAUUCCCUGCAAGGGCAUAUUGUAACUUUAAAGGACGAAGUGGCAGAUCUUAAGGAUAGAUUAAAAACAGAACAGAAGUGGCAAAAGUGGUUUUUGAAGGAGGAAGAGUUAAAGCAGACAGAGCCUGCCUCCAUAUACCCCCAGGCAGAACUGGCAGCAGCAGAGGAAGCUGCUGCUCACAUGCGUCCUCUCAUUAAAACUGAGAUGCUGUACGAGGAUGAGGAUGGCACCCCUGCCAUCACAACCAAAGAGAUACCCUUUUCUUCCACUGAGCUGGCCAAACUGCGUAAAGAGUUUGCACGUUCGGCUGGAGAGUCUGAGGUGGAAUAUGUAUGGCGUGUCUCUAGAACUGGAGGUGAUCAAAUUAGGUUGACAGAGGCUGAAGCUACAGGCUAUUGGGGUGCUAAUGUGUUCCUAACUACGGGCAAUAGGAGUGGUCCCUGGAGCCUUACUCAGCGAGCAGCUUUCUGGGCUGGGGGUUUUGAUUCAAAGGAGAGAGGAGAGCCUCUAGUUCUGAGGGGAGGCAUGAAUCAGAUGAUGGAAAAUGUGCAGAAGGCAGCUUGUUUGCAAAUGGUCUAUGAUCGAGAACUGAAACAUCAUUUUGAAUCGCCCCUUUCUCUCUUGGUGGACCCGAAGCGAAUGACCCCCCUGGUGAGGGGACUUCCUGACUCCCUUAAGAUGAAAGGCAUUCAGCUCCAAAAGGAGAUAGCUGACACCCCACUUACCUCCCGAAUACAAGCUACUCUGAGGGAGAACUUAACACCCGGGAGGAACCAGCCCGAUGGCAGACAAUGGACGUGGGAGGAGGUGGCUAGAGAGCUAUUAGAUUAUGCCAGGCAGUAUGGGGUGCCUGAGGAAGUUCAUAAGCCUGAGACUAGAGGCUUGAGGCAUGUGGAAAUUAAUCACCCACUGCCAAGUGCAGAUCCCCGGAGCCAGAUGCUUCGAAUCCCCAAACGACACUCGACUGGGGGGAGGGAGCACCUGAACACUAGACACUAUUGGUGGGGGCUAGGCCGGAAGAAAGGUAUCCCAAAAGAAGUGAUUGAUGGGUUAUCUUCAGUGCAGUUGGAAAUCGUUGUAAAAAACUGGCCAGAGUCUAGCCAGAAACCCGAGCCCACUGCACCCCCCUUGAUAGACUUAUCUGAUGUGGGGAAAGGCGUGCCCCCUUCUCAGCCUCAGAGGAGCUGA
This is a messenger RNA of Pogoniulus pusillus (Red-fronted tinkerbird), 2184 nucleotides long. RefSeq lists its product as uncharacterized. Lineage: Eukaryota; Metazoa; Chordata; Aves; Piciformes; Lybiidae. Bases 1 to 2184 code for a protein of 727 amino acids. The transcript has 5 exons. The record is from RefSeq and is a predicted model, not a curated record.